AUGUUUUUGACGCGCUCGGAAUAUGGUGCUUUGGCUUUCCCUUGUCAUGACUAUAUCUCACCGAGUGCUACAAGAUCGCGGUGUCAACACUUUCUCACCGGAGGGCCGGCUAUUCCAAGUUCAGUCGAGUACGCUAUGGAGGCUAUCAAGCUUGGCUCAACGACAGUCGGUAUCCGGACUCCAACUGGUGUCGUGAUUGCAGUCGAAAAGCGUGUGCACUCCCCCCUCCUUGAAUCCAGUUCCAUCGAAAAGAUCAUGGAGAUUGACUCUCAUCUGGGAUGUGCCAUGUCGGGUCUGACUGCAGACGCGCGUACCAUGAUCGACCAUGCACGAGUGACAGCCCAGAACCACUCUUUUACUUACGACGAGAAGAUCAAAGUUGAAAGUGUCGCACAGGCGGUAUGCGACCUGGCGUUGCGAUUCGGUGAAAGUGUACAUGACGAAGAAGCCAUGAUGAGUCGACCUUUCGGUGUUGCGUUGCUUAUUGCUGGUGUCGACGAACUUGGUCCUCAAUUAUAUCACACGGAUCCUUCUGGGACCAGUACACGAUUCGACGCGAAAGCAAUCGGAUCUGGUUCAGAAGCGGCGCAGAGUGAACUGCAGGACAAGUGGCACAAGCAAAUGACCUUGCAAGAAGCCCAGAUAUUAACGCUCCGAGUGCUAAAACAAGUAAUGGAGGAGAAGUUGGACCAACACAAUGUCCAGGUCGCUCAGGUUACACCGGAGAAGGGUUUCGAAAUUCUGGACGAAACCACUUUGAAGAACGUUAUCGAGCUGAUGUAA
Molecule: messenger RNA, 783 nt
Organism: Mycena citricolor
Lineage: Eukaryota; Fungi; Basidiomycota; Agaricomycetes; Agaricales; Mycenaceae
Source: the annotation of a GenBank genome assembly